Messenger RNA from Fragaria vesca subsp. vesca, 448 nucleotides. RefSeq lists its product as uncharacterized. Lineage: Eukaryota; Viridiplantae; Streptophyta; Magnoliopsida; Rosales; Rosaceae. The record is from RefSeq and is a predicted model, not a curated record. The transcript has a single exon. The coding region runs from base 7 to 213 and encodes 68 amino acids.
GCAAGCAUGGUAGUGUUUUGCUUUCUGGUGGAUCAGACGAAGAAAGUGCGGGGCAGCAAGCCGGCGGCCGGAAUAUGCUCGAGGUGCGGCGGCGGAGCUAGCGUAGCCGAUAUGAAAACCGCCACCAGAUUUUGUUACGUGCCGUUUUACUGGAAGUCUUGGAAAGCCAUCAUAUGUACUUUCUGCGGAGCAGUACUUCGAUCUUAUUCAUAAUUUUUCAUCGCUUCGCCUACACCCCAGCCUGCUUCUUAAUCUAUUACGAUCAAAUUCUAAGUAAUUAGUAUUAAUUCUCAGACUCUUUUGUAUUAUUCAGUUUGCAGAUUUUCUGUGUAUAAAUUAUACAUAUCUAGCCUCUUUCCAUGAAGGAGUACAUGAUUAUGAGUUGUUCUACCAUAUCAAACGAAUGAUUAUGAGCAGUACUGCGUUUCUGGCUCAUGAUUUUAAGAUU